Strongylocentrotus purpuratus (purple sea urchin) is the source of this 3670-nucleotide messenger RNA. It is a transcript of the gene abhd2, whose product is annotated as monoacylglycerol lipase ABHD2. Gene Ontology annotation, molecular function: acetylesterase activity; monoacylglycerol lipase activity. The transcript is spliced from 8 exons. Bases 180 to 1439 code for a protein of 419 amino acids. Gene Ontology annotation, cellular component: sperm flagellum; sperm plasma membrane. The record is from RefSeq and is a predicted model, not a curated record. Gene Ontology annotation, biological process: steroid hormone receptor signaling pathway; acylglycerol catabolic process; medium-chain fatty acid catabolic process. NCBI's taxonomy places the organism in Eukaryota, Metazoa, Echinodermata, Echinoidea, Camarodonta, Strongylocentrotidae.
CACACCUAAUUCUGUAGCAAUAUGUCAUCCAAAAUAUCCAAAGGAUAAAUUAGAUCAUCUCUUUCCAGCACCUUGUUUUGAGAAGGCGUUCUUCUUUGGUGACCAGUUAAACUGCAAAUUCAGGAAAUUUGGCAUUUAAGACAUAUCGAGUGGUGAUAUUCCUUCACAUGUAGUCCACCAUGGGGAUCUUGUUAUCUACAGCAUUCAUCCUUGUCUUCUUAUACUUCUUCCUCUUCAAAGUGUUAAAGCUGCUGGAUCAGCCCGCUGCUGCUACCCUCCAUUACAGAGAGGGAAAAUAUAACCGCAGUAUCCUCUCAUUAUGUUCCAUCCUCACAAAGCCAUAUGUGCCUAAUCGGUUAUGGGGUCACAACGCACACAUUCAGAGCUUCAUCUACGCCAAGAUCGGUCGAUUCAACGCGCCCUAUCCCAAGGGAAAACGUAUUAAUAUACCUCGGCCAGAUGGAGCUACGUUUACCUUUGAUCUGUUUGAGCCAUCAAAACCCCAUCCUCAAGGGGCUGAUGUCACACUGUGUGUUUGUCCUGGCAUAGCCAACCAUUCUGAGAAGGCUUACGUGCGAACCUUCACCCAUUACGCCAUGUCACAGGGCUUCCGCGUGGCCAUGCUUAACCACCUAGGUGCCCUGCCUACAGUUCCACUCACUUCACCAAGAAUCUUCACCUACGGAGAGACUGGAGAGUACGCUGCCAUGAUAGACUACAUCAAGGAACACUUUGCGUCUAGUAAGUUUGUAUCGUUAGGCUUCAGCAUGGGAGCAAAUAUUGUCAUCAAGUACUUGGGUGAAGAACCUUCGAGGCAAGACGACUUUAUGUGUUGUAUCUCUGUCUGCCAAGGAUAUGAUGUUACCUUAGCUUCUAAAGUCUUACACGAGUGGGAGAGCAUGCGCCGCUUCUACAACUUCAUGAUGACCCAGAACAUGCUUCGUCAGCUGCGUCAAAACUUUGACAUGCUCUUUGGGGAAGGUGCCCGGACCUACUGGAAGAACCGAAGUGAAGCUCCUCCGUGCUACAACGUCAAGAAGGUGUUCCGUUCCACCAGUUUGGUGCACCUCGACGAAGAGAUGACUAGAAAAAUGUGUGGCCACAACAGUCUUUCAGAUUUCUACGAGUCUUGCAGUUCUUCCCCAUUUAUGUUCAAGAUCGAAAUCCCCCUUCUGAUGCUGAAUGCCGGUGACGAUGCCCUCAUCCCCGUAUCCCAGAACUGGACUCCUAUGGAGUUCAGCCAAAAGUCCACCAGCGCCAUCUAUGCCGUCACCAAGCACGGCGGCCAUCUUGGAUUCUUCGAAGGGGGCUUCCUGAAGGCCAACACUGUAUCAUGGUUGGACCGUAUGCUAACGCAGUACAUCGACGGAACCCUGGAACUCAACAAGACUAUACACAGCAACGGAGAGAUCCACUGUAAUGGGGUAGUAGCCAGUUAAUGAAAGAUUUCCUUUGUAUAGGUGAAGUAUAGCCGUACUAGUUAUUCUGUCAUAUUAAAAUGUGUUUGUUGUGCACAAGAAACACAAUGUACUGUGUAUGAAAAAUAGAAUUGUACUUAGGAAGCUUCCUCUGUUAUUAAAGAGAAGACAGUGUUAUGUUGGUAUUCCAUUAUGGUAAAUCUAUUUAUGGGGUCAGUGAGGUUAAGGGUCAUUAACAACCACCUAUUAAUUGAAUGUAGAUCGAUUCUAAACAGUGACAUUUCCAGGGAACUUCUAUUUUGAUUAAAGGAUAUUAUGGACUCUUUGAUAAGUCUACAAACUAAUGAUAUGAUAUAUUAACUAAUAGGAGGUACUUACACAACAUUUGGGUUUCCUAUCCACUGUUCAUCAAGUUUAUGAAAUAUUAACAUUUGACAUCCUCUAUUUGAUUGGCUGAUGAGUGAUGUUGCCAUGGUUAUUAAUAUUGAUGGCAAAGUUACCAUCAAUGGUAAGUUUUAUGCAACAGAACCCUGGAACAGCAUGAUCACCAAGCUAUGGAUAAAACACUAUGGGGGAGCAACCAUCUUCCAAUACUGUUAACAAAUCUAUGAUAAAAAAGUUUUUUUCAUUUCCUCUAGUAACUCCCUUUGCGAAAAGACACACCUAAGGUUGUUGUUAAUGGAACUAAUUUCAAACUGGAACCAUUAUAAUCUGCAAAGAUGAUGCCAUCAUAGAGAAAACCUUAUUCUUCAACUUGUCAAUUAUUUACAGGCAGUAUUGGACAUUGUAAUUGAAUACCGUAAUUAAUUUUAUGGGAAUGUAGGACAAAUAUAACCUUUUUUGACCUUUAGAGCCUUCACUGAUAGUAGCUGCAUGUUUAUCCAGGUGUUCAGCUGUUCUGUUCUUCUUAGAUAUUUCAAUAAUAGAGACUAGAGAGUGCAAUACUUCUUGAGAAAGAAAAAAGCAGAACAUUUACAUGUUGAAAAUGUGUUAUUCAAACCCAGAUCUUCUUUCUUAUUAUCAAGGUAUUUUUCUUAUCUUAAUAUGGAAGUGGCAAACAAAUUCUAUGCUAACAAAUUUGUCUUUUAUUUAUUCGGUUUUGCAACGUAUUGCAAAUUAAACUAUUCAUCAUGUGAUCAUAGCAAAAUAUAAACUUAAGAAAUAUUAUGAUAAAUUUAACCAGUUCCUUUGUGUUUUUGCAGAGAAAAUGAAGUCUUUCCCUCCACGUUUGUUAUGUACAUGUUAGCUACAUCUUCUGUUCUAUAGUCCCCUCCAUGUAUUUUUACCCCCCAUUCCUUUACAAAGCCAGUUAUAUGUUUACAAAAUCUGUAUGUCUGUGGGUAUUAACUGCUACUAUAUAUCAUUAAAUGUAAUCUACUUCAUUAAAUUGUUUUCCAUUUUCAUAUUUAUGUGAUAUUCAAGUGAAAGUUUUGUCACUACUGGAUAUAUGUAUUAUUGUAUUUUCAGUUCAUCAUUUAAUGAUUAAUUUUAUCAAAAGAAAUCAAUUUGUUUACAUAUCAUCUGCUACGAGCAAGUAGGAUGUUAACUCAUAUAUUAUCACAGAGUUAAUGCCCUUCUUACUGCCAACGGCCAAUAUCCUGUGUUCUAUCGCUGUGUGAAAUUAAGUCUAUAUUCAUUCACUGGUUGUCUGGAAUGAAACAUCAUUGAUUUUGUACUUUGUAAUUCCUCUUUUUCCUGCAUAACUUGCUGUGUAAUCACUGAAUCUUCUUUAGUGAUUUUGAACCACUACCUCUCACAGCAUUGCCAACAACAACACACAAUAUAUUACUAUAAUUAUACUAUGUAGAAUCAGCCAUCUUUAGUAAAGGGCCCCAGUUAUAGAUAGCUCCUUUUGGAUAUUAAUAUUAUAUCCAGAGAGAUGUACAUUAUACAAAUAGAGCGUAGACUAGUAUUGUGCUUCAAUCUUUCAUUUCAUGAUCAUUUUAGUGUAUUGGUUUUGUAAAGUUAAGACCAUGAACAUAUAAAUGAUAUAUAUAUAUUUUUAUAUUUUCCUGUUUAAAAAAAUACAUAUAUUUGUUGUUGCAUUUGUAUGAAUCUUUUGUGUGGGCUUUUAGGGCAGGUAAAUUUUUGCUCAGGAUGCUACAAAAAUUGUUAUUUAACUGCUUGAAGAGAAGAACACAUUGUUUCCCCCUACACCUACUUCAUUUGCCUCAACCCUUCAUAAGAAAUAAUGUCAUUAGCCAACUUAAUUUGUGUUUGAAGAGGAUGAUCAUUUUUAAUUUUUAAACUUU